UUCCAAAAACAUUCAUUCUCUUGUAUAUAUAUAUAUACUCUCUUCUUGGAUCCUCUCUCCCAAAGUCCUUAACCAAACAAAUAAAGAACAUUCAAUUUCCAUAGCUUCUUCUAUCCUUUCUUCACGUAAUGGGAAACUAUGUUUCAUCCGCACUAAGCAAAACGUCUUCUUCUUCUUCUUCAUCGGCGGCGAGAGUGAUACUCCCGGACGGUGGAGUGCGUCAUAUCCACGCGCCGAUGAAAGCUGCCGAGCUAAUGAUGGAGAUCCCGAGUUUCUUCCUCGUCGACGCCAAGUCUUUAAAGAUCGGUCGGAAACUUAGCCCUUUAGCCGCCGACGACGACCUUCAGAUCAGAGGAUGUCACGUGUACGUGGCUUUCCCCAUGACGCGUUCCACGUCAGCUGCUAAUGCUUCGGAUUUGGCUCGGCUGUUCGUUGCUGCUAAGAAACAGCGUCGCCGCCUCGUGGGUAGUGGUUGUUCAGGCGCCGCCGUCAAAUCACACUGCCACAACAACGGAAAGGUUUCGCCGGACGGGGAAGAUAAUGAUGAUGAUGACGUAAGGGUGGUAUCGAAGCUGAAUUUAGAAGAUAUCGAAGAGUUUUCGGCGGCGGAGUUUAUGCAUAGGAUCUCUGUUUCCAAAUCUAAGAAACCAAAGUUAGAAACUAUAGUUGAAGAAUCUUUGUCUUAAUACUCUCAAGACAAAAAAUAUGAUCAAUUUCAUUCUUUUUGUCCCUCUCUGCGCAAGUGGUUUGGUUUCUCUCUUUUGUGGUUUAUUAAUGAACAGAAAGAGACAUUUUAGUCGGAGAUUAUUAUUAUAUGAAACAUUUGAUGAUCUUUCCA
Molecule: messenger RNA, 838 nt
Organism: Capsella rubella
Lineage: Eukaryota; Viridiplantae; Streptophyta; Magnoliopsida; Brassicales; Brassicaceae
Exons: 1
Coding region: 129-686 (185 amino acids)
Source: RefSeq, a predicted model, not a curated record